CUUUUAAUACCUUUGUUUAUUUUUUGCGUGUCACAUGCCUGCUUUCACGUUCCCUCGUAGGCUCUGAAGCGCUGUGGAAGGUUUUAGGCUGGCUCACUAAUACCUGAACCAUGCAUGCACAUCAAGCACAGAUGUGCCGGCAGAAACACCUGACGCAUUUGCAGCUCAGACGAGGACUGGAAUGUCAAGAGAAAGCGAAAGGAAUAAGGGCUAGUGUUGGAGAAAGGACAAGGAUGGGACAUUCCAACGUACCGCUCACAUUCACAUACUCGUGUUCCAACAGGGAAAAACACAAGAGUAGUCAUCUGCAACCCUACACGUCAAAUGAGAACCUAAACAAUGCAUUAGGUGCCAUUAGGGUGCUGGGUCUUGAGCGGAUCGAAGAUGAGUUGAAGCCGCACUUGCGCACCGUUCUUGUGGCCAUUCAGGAGAAGAACAAAGGGGCCGCCGAGCAAGUGGUGAUCAGUGGGAUCCUUCCAAUUCUGGCACUGUUACUGAGAGACAGAGGCCCUCUGGCACUGCUGACUGCCCAACUGGUGGCUGAGCUCGCCAAAGAAUCGGUCAUCCGUAAAGGUUUCGGAGAUGCUGGCCUGGUUACCGCACUGCUGUCUGUGCUGACUUGUGCAGACCAGAACCUGCUGAGGCUUGCAGUCCAGGCAAUUGCUCGUGUGUCUUAUGACAGUUGUAAGCAUCAGCAGCUCUUACUGCGCAGAGGGGCAAUACCUCGUCUAGUGGCCGUCCUGCUGCGAUUCCCCUGCAACGAGGCCUUAGAAGAGGUUUGCCUCCGGGCCCUGUGUAACCUCAGCGGCAUGAGCGUGACGGAGGAAGCCGGCAUGGUGUGGGAAAGGGGCACGCCUGCUCAGCCGGGGGAAUGCAUAUUUUGUGGCGUGUCACCACGCAAGUGCGGCUUUGUGACCUCUGUCACCGUGGUGCGUGUAUGCCGCUGGGCGCCAGCACAGUACGCCGUCAGCGUGGAGCUCGUCCAACGUUCCACUGCUUCAUUCUUAAACUUUCACAAGAACAAACGCUCUACUCGUUGCUUCCCCUUCUUUAGUAUUGGGAGACGUUCCAAGACGACAACCAGGAACAGCCCGAGACGCUCCAGCCUGAAAACGCUGGUCUUUCACACCUUCCUCUGAUAGUAAAAUGCUAUUUGCUUUGUAUUUUUACAUAAAGUUGAAUUUUGCAACUGUUUACACAUUUUUUAAAAACAAGGCAGCUCACACAGUAACACCUGCAGAUUUAAUAUAUAUAAUAUAUGGCGGAAAAUAUUCAGGUGACUCAAAGUUCCUCUCUGACACCCCCAAUUUGGCCAAAUUUCAAAAUUGUCCUUUAUGCAUGUGUGAUACAUCAUUGGAAAGCUUAAAAUCUCAAUUUUCCAGGGGAACAGAAAUUUUGAACUGGAGGGCAUUUAAUUUUUUUUUUUUUUUUUUAUUUAAACCCCUGAACCCUAACUCGAGGUGUGAGCACGAGAGAGCAUAAUUAAAGACAACAUGAUUUUUAACGAGAUAUUAUCGCGCAUUUAGCUUGUUUUGAUCCAAAAUCUCUGCGUAGCAUGUCUCACCGAGUGUCAAGACACAGCUGUGAAUGACCACAGCCGGACUUUUGGGGGGUUGUAUGGGUGAAACACAGUAAUAUAAUGAGGGUCACAAUGCAGAAAUUGCAGACAUCAAGGAGUGGUUGAGAUUUUCUUUUUCAAAGAUGUACCCUUUCAAACAUUUUUUUCAAUUUUUGUUUGUUUGGAUCGAUUAUUCAUCUAAAAUAUUGGGGAAAAUGCACAGUGACAAAAAAAAAAUACAAUUAAGUGAUAGUUAUAAGGUGUUAUUGUGACGUAAUUUGUUUAAAAGUUAAAAAUAGGCCGGUGAAUAAUUUUUUAAGUCCUUUUUUCUUUUUUAAAUUAAAUAUUAGACAUCAAUUCAUAAUUUUAAGCAUAAAAUGAAAGAAAUUUUGAAAAAUAUAAUUACCUUCUUUUUAUGGCUGGCUUGAAACAAAAGCGGUUGCUCAGUAUCUGUGGUGUCUGUAAAUAAGUCACGGAUAUCUACCUCAUAACGAUGGCUUAAUUUUAUUUUUUUUUUGUUUCUGUUGCAUCUUCCCCGAUAUGUUAGUUGAUAAAUAAUCGAUCCAAGCAAAGAAAAAUUGGGGGAAAAAAUGUUUAAGAGUGUAAAUAUAUGAAAAAGAACAUCUCGACCUCUUCUUGAUGUCUGUGAUUUCUGCAUUGCUUCCCUUGUUAUAUUACCAUGUUUUACCCAUAAAAUAUCCCAAAAAAACGUCUGUGGCCAUACACAGCUGUUUCAUGACACUCGGUGAUACAUGCUCCAUGGGAGUUUUUGGAUCGAAAAGAGAUAAGUACGCGAUAAUAUAUCAUUAAAAUCGUGGCGUCUUUAAUUAUGCUCUCGCGUGCUCUCACCUCCAGUUAGGGUUUUGCUGUUCAUUUAUUUUUUCUCUCUUUUUUUUUAAAUGCCCUCUUGUUAAAAAAAUUUUCGUUCCCCAGAAAAUUGAGAUUUUAAGCUUUCCAAUGAUGUAUCACACAUGUAUAUAGGACAAUUUUGAAAUUUGACCUAACUGGGGCUCUCAGAGCAGUACUUCAAGUCACCUAAGUGUUUUCCGCCAUAUAUAUACAUAUAUAUAUAUUUUUUAAACAGUUAAUGCUCUCGUGUUAAGGUGGCUUGAUGGAUGACUGUUUAUGAUGGUGUGGCUGUGUAACUGUGCUUCAUGAUUCAUUGUUUACUGUUUUCUGUUGAGAGAAAAUCCCUGUUUGAACUUUUGAGACCUUUUGAGUCUUGAAUCAAUUCUCAAUAAAGACACUCUUUUCAUCUAGCCUGAAGUCGA
Messenger RNA from Corythoichthys intestinalis (scribbled pipefish), 2829 nucleotides. RefSeq lists its product as uncharacterized. The transcript is spliced from 6 exons. Gene Ontology annotation, cellular component: cytosol. The record is from RefSeq and is a predicted model, not a curated record. Gene Ontology annotation, biological process: positive regulation of GTPase activity. Bases 111 to 1139 code for a protein of 342 amino acids. NCBI's taxonomy places the organism in Eukaryota, Metazoa, Chordata, Actinopteri, Syngnathiformes, Syngnathidae. Gene Ontology annotation, molecular function: guanyl-nucleotide exchange factor activity; protein binding.